CCGUCAACGUCAUCAAAGCUAUCUUUGCAUGAGUCUGAUACGCUCGAAGGUAACUUCGUCGAUAACGGUGGUCGUACCCUUCUACUACGUGGCGUAAACCUACCUGGCUCCUCUAAGGCACCCAUGAACCAGCCUUCUCAAGUCUUAGAUGGAUUCUGGGAAGAAGCUAAGAUUGGUAGCGAGAGCUUCAUAGGCCGGCCGCUGAAGCUGGAUGACGCGGACGAACACCUCGCCCGCCUGCGGGGUUGGGGUUUUCAUAUGUUACGCUAUCCUGUAACCUGGGAGGCCCUUGAAGUACGUGUAUUGCUUCCUGUAUUAUCAGGAACUUACCUCUUCGAUUUUCUGGGCUCCUGA
Molecule: messenger RNA, 354 nt
Organism: Suillus plorans
Lineage: Eukaryota; Fungi; Basidiomycota; Agaricomycetes; Boletales; Suillaceae
Exons: 1
Biological process (GO): ergosteryl 3-beta-D-glucoside catabolic process
Molecular function (GO): steryl-beta-glucosidase activity
Source: RefSeq, a predicted model, not a curated record